This is a messenger RNA of Bursaphelenchus xylophilus (pine wood nematode), 1254 nucleotides long. NCBI's taxonomy places the organism in Eukaryota, Metazoa, Nematoda, Chromadorea, Rhabditida, Aphelenchoididae. The record is from the annotation of a GenBank genome assembly.
AUGGAACUUGCCUUGUCCCGUUCACCAUUGGAAUUCCAGUUUCUCACCCAGAAAGGUCACGUCCAAGAAGAAAACAAAUUGUGAGUACUAUUUGUUUGAUUUUUGAGGUUUUAGCUAAACUACCUUUCUGGUCAAUUCCUGAUGUCAAAAGGGAGCGUAUUAGGUAACUUUGACGUUUCAAAAUGUUUUACUUGCCAUGUGCAAUAUAACUUUUGGUCGAAAAAACUUCUUCAAGUCCACAUUUCCGUUGAAAACAACAAUGAAUCAAGCCCCAAGCACAGACACGUAUAGUUUCCUCACGAUUUUUGGCAAAUGGCGCUUGACUAUACCUUGUUUUAGGCUGUUUCGGCUAAAACAAGAUCUAUAUCGUUUGCCAAGUUUUAAGGCCAUAAUCAAUUUUUUUAUUAUUAUGUGAUAAAUCUUGAUCUUUCGCUAUUUUAUUAAAUACCAUGAAAUUUACUGCGCUUUUCAACGCCAAUCAAUACAAAAAAUUUUUCCCAGUCAAAUAGUUUGACUGAAUGUCAGUCAGUUUUUUUGGCUGAGCCAAGAAAUUUUGGCUGAACUUCAGCCAAGAAGUCUUCGAUUUCUUGGCUGAGUUGCCAGCCAAUUUCUUUUUGACUGAACAGAAACAUUUUGUCUACUGUUCAGACAGAAAUCUUUGAUUUCUUGUCUGAGUUACAGGCAAGAAUUUGCUGUCUGAAAUUCAGACAACAAUUUUUGAUUUCUUGGCUGGUUUACAGUCAAAAAUAAGCAAGCAGUCAAGAAACGAAACAUUGCUGUCUGAAUUUCAGUCAAGAAUAUCAAAUUCUUGGCUGGAGGCCCUACAGCCAAGAAAUCGGGGGUUUUUGCCAGUCAAGACGAAAAAUUUUAAAUCGCACCACCCCUAUAUGUCGCUCUACAGCACUGUUCAAUUGUAACCCUUUCAGGUCAAUGUUCCAAGCAGAUAAUACCGGCUUCGCAAAGAAGGAGCAACUAACCCCAGUUGUCAGCAUCUACAGCAAUAGACUAAUUGUCGCAAACACUGUCGAAAACAAUUUCACUGCCAUGAAAAGCAUCUGGGAGAAAGGGAAUACGGGCAAAACAGUGAGGUAAGUUUUGAAAAGCGUUUUUUCAGUUUUAUGUAAAUUUGUUUUUUGUCUGCAAUUUUUCAUACUUAAAUAUCAUUUCAGAGCCUCCAUUACAACGGUACCUCAACAGAAACGCCCUACGACCUCACAUGCAACAUUUAGCCCUUUUAUUUGGGGCAAGAACUAA